ACAUAAUCCACGCCUUCACUUUUCUAUAUUUUAUUAUUCUAACGAUGAGCAUCAAAACCAGGAUGUCGAAAGUCACGUGGGUCCGCGCUGGAGGAAUGAGCCUGUGAACGCGCAGCUGUUGGUGCAGUUGACUGUUACGAGCCUACAUACUUUGUAUAACUUGUCUCUAGUACACGGUGGAGUUAUUUAUAUACCGGAAUUUAUUGAUUUCCUUUUUUUAUUUUUUAUUUGUCAAAUCAUCACCGGGUGGAGCAAAGGGGACGGUGAGGAUGACCUGGAGCUGCGGAUUGCUUCCCAUUCACAAGCGUCACACAUCCAAGAUGAAUUCUAAAGUGGGCGUGCUCAUUUUCCUGCUGUGCGUGACUGGCAUCUGUGUGUUUUGGAGAGGAGACGUCUCAUCGUACUUCGCGCCUCGGGAGGAAAGACCCUGGGCUUGUUCAUCUGAAGAUGAGCCGUUGUUCAUGCAGCGUUUUAGCAAAUUUGCUGAACCGUUUUUGUCCGUAAACAACAAUCUCUCAGAGGAUAAUUUCAACUGGUGGAAGCGCUUACAGGCUGAAAGCCGUAGCUUCAAUGCCUACAAAGAAACGGUGAGCAAGAUGUUUCAGAUGAUCCCGACCAGCGCUGAAGAUGAAGCAUCCAGCCCCGACCGCUGCAGGUCUUGUGCUGUGGUGGGCAAUUCUGUUAAUUUGAAGAAAUCCCAUUACGGACCUCUCAUAGAUUUCCAGGACGUCGUUAUAAGGAUGAACAGAGGUCCUACCAAAGGCUAUGAAGCAGAUGUUGGGACCAGAACAACUCAUCAUGUCAUGUAUCCAGAGAGUGCUGUGAAUUUAGAGAACAACACACACCUUGUGCUCUUUGCAUUUAAGAUACUGGAUCUUGAGUGGGUUACGAAGGCCCUCAGCACAGGGUUUUCUGGAAGCUCAUAUGCGCCAAUUGCAUCAAACAUCAAAGCCAACAAGGAUUUGGUGAUGGUCCUUGAUCCAGCUUUCAUGAGGUAUGUUCAUGAAGAGUGGCUGCAGAAGAAGGGCGUCUAUCCAUCCACUGGCUUCAUGGCUUUGGUUCUUGCUCUGCACAUUUGUGACGAGGUCCAUGUGUUCGGUUAUGGAGCAGACAGUGAUGGAAACUGGAGUCAUUACUGGGAAGAACUCAGAAACAAAAAAUUAAAAACUGGAGGGCAUCCUGGAGAUGUAGAGUAUGCAAAGAUCAAGGAGCUUGAUCAGAAUCAAAUAAUCAAGUUUUAUAGGGGUGGUUAACGUUCUCUCAGCAUUUAACGUAUUUAAGCCUCGAUAUUGAAUCACAUCCAGAGCAAAACAAGACUCAGAAGCCUUCAAGAGACGUCUCUUCUCAGACUCACCACCGAGCUGCACACGUUAACCCAACAGCUGUUCUAUUCUGCUGCCUCCGUGUUUUUCUCUGUGAACAUUAAUGAAGUAGUGAGUUCAGGGAAAAUGAAUGUAAAUAAAUCCAAUGUGAAUUUAAUUUUGAAUAUGAGAGCUUUUUACAAAACACAGAAUUCCUUUGCAAAACAUGUUGCAACAUAUAAAGUUAUAACCAUAAAAGAUGCAGAAAAACUGGCUCACGCGCUUGUUACUUCUAGACUAGAUUACUGCAACUCCUAUCCAGCGCUCACAAGUUACUUUUCAGAUUAAAAUUGUAUGAACAAAACAUAUGGAUGAAGAAGAAAAAAAACUAUGCAUCAUGCUUUGUACAUAAUACACAAUAUAAAAAUAA
Messenger RNA from Cyclopterus lumpus (lumpfish), 1731 nucleotides. RefSeq names its product CMP-N-acetylneuraminate-beta-galactosamide-alpha-2,3-sialyltransferase 1-like. Lineage: Eukaryota; Metazoa; Chordata; Actinopteri; Perciformes; Cyclopteridae. The transcript has 7 exons. Gene Ontology annotation, molecular function: beta-galactoside (CMP) alpha-2,3-sialyltransferase activity. The record is from RefSeq and is a predicted model, not a curated record. Bases 270 to 1253 code for a protein of 327 amino acids.